AUGUGGGGAUCAUUGGAAACUAGAAAAUCAGUUAUCUGCAGAUCAUCCUCUAGUCCUAAUAUAAUCUCCUCGUUGUCAUUGCCAAGGCUUCCCACUAGUGUUAACAUUCUCUUACCUUAUGGAAAAAGUAAACGAACAUUAGUUCCAGAAUGGCUGAGGAGUAAUGGCAGUGUUACUGGGGGUGGCAAGUCAUCUCACCACGGUUCUUCCCCUUCUUCUAUCUCAGAUGUUUCUUCUUUGGUGCAUCAUGCAAGACAUAGGAACUCUAGUAAAGUAAGUGAUUUUGAUUCCCUUCGCGCGACAUUUUUGGAUCGGACACAUUCGUUGAAUUCAGGGAGGAGUUCUAGUAAUGUUUCUGGAAAGCAUGCUUAUAGUAGCUUUAGUAGGAAUCACCGUCAUAAGGAUCGAGAAAGGGAUAAAGAGAGAAUGAGCUUUGGGGAAAGUAUGUUAACUAGUAGGGUCGAGAAAGAUAUAUUGCGGCAUUAUCCUUCUAUGGUUUAUAGGAAACAGGGUGAGCCUUUGCCUCGAAGGAUUGCUGUGAACUCUGUAGAUAAUGGUAACAGUAACCAUAACAUUACCAAUGGUUUUCAUUCUGGGGGUAAUAUUGGGAGUAGCAUCCACAAGGCUGUGUUUGAGAAAGAUUUUCCAUCACUUGGAACUGAAGAGAGGCAAGGGGUGCCUGAGAUUGCUAGGGUUUCUUCUCCUGUUUCGGCUCAGCUUCUCAAACUGUAGAAGGAUGGACCUCGGCUUUGGCAGAUGCGCCGAGUGUGGUUGGAAGUAGUAGCACAGGUUCCUCGCCUGCCCCUCAAACUGUUUCUACCACAAGUUCUGGGGCUCCAAGUGUCACAUUUGGUCUUAAUAUGGCUGAAGCACUAGCACAAGCGCCUUCACGAACCCCGACUGCUCCCUUGGUAUCUGCCACGACUCAAAGGCGUGAGGAACUGACUAUUAAGCAAUCAAGGCAUCUAAUACCAGUGACACCUUCGAUGCCUAAGGUUUCUGUAAGCCAGCCGCCUUAAUUUCAGCAAAACAUUCUCUUAAAUCUUAUCUGCAUCACAUUUGUAGUUUUAGUCCUGUUGAACAAUUUUGCCCCUUCUUAUUUACCUUCUUGUACAUCAUGUAUAGAUAUUGAAUGCGGUAUAU
Molecule: messenger RNA, 1143 nt
Organism: Hibiscus syriacus
Lineage: Eukaryota; Viridiplantae; Streptophyta; Magnoliopsida; Malvales; Malvaceae
Exons: 5
Coding region: 1-732 (243 amino acids)
Source: RefSeq, a predicted model, not a curated record